AUGUCGUCCGACGAAGCAUCUGCAGAAGCAUUGGCUCAAGAAGACAUCAAGCAGAUUACAUUGAGAAUUAAGCUUCCCGCUUGUAUUUCCAAUGAAGAAGACUUAGAAGUUCCGUCAUUGUUGAACGAAACGUUAGCUGAUAUAAGGGAAACGUUGAAUCUUUCGGCUGCUACACAGAACUUGACUAAUUUUAAUGUUUUCUACCAGGACAUAAAUCUUAGUGAAAAUUUCGAUGAUUUGGUUCCAUUGAAGGACAUUUUGAUCGAAUUGGGUAUUGGCGAAAUCAAUCUGUUGAAUUUGGUAUUGAAGGAAAAACCUUACAAUUUGGCCGCUAUUUAUGAUCACUUGAACAAGUUUAGAGAGGUUAUUGGCUUACAUUUCCUUGACAAGUACAGUUCUGAAGUUGGCGUUUUGAGUGGUGUUUCCAAGUUUGGGGACCUUGACUUGCAAGAUGUUAAAGAGACGGAACCGGAAGCUCAAGAUAAUAAAGAUAAAGAAAAUGAUGAAACUAAGAGUACCAAGGAAGAUUCUGAACAAACCGAAGAGAAGAAACCAGAGAUUGUGUUCACAGCUGAAGAAAAGCAGCAAAUAGGCAAAAUCACUGAUGAGUUGAUUUCUGGAAAUACUCCUAGCUUGGUUGAAUUUGGGACGUUUGAUAACAUCAGCGGUAGUAUUAAGACACCAAUUAAAUCGUUGACUGUUUCUCAGUGGUCUCCUGUUCCUUCAUUCCAGAAACUCAAAGGUGACUUGUUAUAUAUUACGUUGCAAACCUUAGAAAACGAAACUUUUCAUAUUACUUGCCAUCUUUCAGGGUUUUUCGUUAACAAAUCUUCUACAAUUAACUUUAACCCAGCCAUUAAAAUGAAUGAAAAUGGUAAAGUUAAUAAGGAUUAUUUGUUAAUUAAUUUGGUUGAUUCAUUGUCACCUUCUUUUAGUAAAACAAUUCAAGAAAAUGAAUUAGUAUUAUCAAGAUCCAGCAAACAUCCUGAAUCUUUCUUGAUCCCUUCAAACUCUUUAAUGUCAAGUCCUUGGAUUGUUAACCCAUCUAAGUUUGCUAACCAACCGGAUGCUUCGAGGUCACAAUUACCUUUGAUCUCAAACGGAGUUGACGGAUCAGGAUUCGUUAAAGAAUGGAAUGAAGAUUUUCAAGCUAUUCGUGAAUUACCAAACUCUACCAUUAAUGAAAGAAUUUUAAGAGAGAAAUUAUUAAUCAAAUCGUUACAUGAAUUUAAUAAGGUGGCCACUGAAACUGCUAUGAAUGUUAUCAAAGGAAACUUAACGCCAUUGAAUCCAAAUGAACAGAAAGAUUAUCAUAUUUAUUUGAGAAAUGGAAUUUUUUACUCAUUAGGUGUAAAUGCUACUGGAGCAUUUGAUUCUACUGGUGGUAAUGAAGCAGCAAGAUAUACUUCGAGUAAAGAUUUAGCAGCCAUUAAACUUUUGAAUAGAAUCGAUGCGAGGGGUAUUUAUAAUUUAGUUACUUGUAUCGUUGAUUAUAUGGGUCAAAGAGUUAUAUGUCAAGCACCUGUUCCAGGUAUUUUAGAUUCCAGUCAUGAAGAUGAAAAUGAGGAAGAAGCAACGGAUAAGGUUUGCUACGGUUUAUCUACAGAUGGCUCAAGGAUAUUUAGUGACUCUUCUUUCGAAGAUGUAUUAAAACCUAUUGCCGAGGCAUUCCAUUUAAAGCCACAUCCAGUUACCUUACUUGAUAACGUGAAAUCACAAGGCGAUUUAAUUACUUCGAAAGACAUAAAGGGUGUUAAAGGUACUGAUGAGCGUAAAUAUAUUAUUGAUUUAUACAGAGCUACUCCUCUUGAUAUUGAGUUUAUCGAAUCUUACUGGGAUGAAUCUAAAGAAACAUCUUAUCCUCAUAGAGAAACUGCUUUAAGACAUGAGGCGGUUGAAGAAUGGUGGAAACGUAAGGUCUCUGUAUUAUUCAAGGCCGAAACAGAACGCUUAGAAAAGGAAGGGAAAUUGGAAUCUAAAGACGGUGAAAAACCCCAGAUUGUACUUCCUUCUGAUCAGAUUACUAUUAACACUGAUGCUUUUACGACAAUUGAUGAAAGCUCUGAUGAUCAAAAUGAAGUUAGAGAAAUUUCUAAGUUUGUCAAAGAGCAUUUGAUUGAAGAAUUUUUAGAAGAAAAUUCAAAACAAAUAUCUCCUUUUGAUGGUAAUCACUUAACCUCAAUGUUACAUAAGCAAGGUAUUAAUUUAAGAUACUUAGGUUAUAUUGCUGAACAAGCUUGUGUUAGAAAAGAUGAACACUUGAAGAAAAUUGCUGAAGCGAAAAAAGCAAACGAGGAGGAAAUUUCCAAGAGAAAGGAAGAAUCUGAAAAGAAAGCAGCCGAAGCAAAAGAUCAAGAUAAAGAAGAAGAAAAGACUGAUGAUAAUGAGAAAGAUGACAAAGAAGAAGCCUCAAAUGGUGAAUUUGAACCAAUCGUUGCGAACUUUGAUUCUCUUUAUAGAAUUUCUGUUCAAGAGAUGGUUGCUAGAUCUGUGAAGCAUUUAUUGCGUAAGAUUUCUGCUGAUAUUCCAGUUUACUUAAUUCCAGCCUUUGUUUCCCAUUUCCAUAAUUGUUUGUUGGGAAGCGAUAUUAAUUCAAGCCCAGAAUGCAUAAUCGAUGAGACUUUAAAGGGUUUCUACAAUGCGACUGAAUUAGAAUUUACUAAAUUGGACAGUAACAAAGUUAUUUCAUUAGUUGCGAAUGAAGUUUUGAUUCGUUUCAGAUAUGAAUUACCAACCAAUUGGAUUUCGACCUUAAUCAAACCACUUCAAUUAUUUAGAGAAAUUGCAAUUAAAUAUGGUAUUCAAUGGAAAUCCCAAGAAUAUGCGUUCACCAAAGAAGAAUUUGAAAAGGUUAAAGAUAAGUUAGCUGUAGAGACACAAGUCUUCGAAGCUAAAACUUCUAAGCAUAAGAAAAAUAAGAAACAACAAUCUAAGCUUACAACAAAAUCUGUUGACCGUACUACGAUUUUCGUUACAGAUGAUAUUAUUAAUUUUGUACCAAUCGUGAAGGAUUCGACCUAUAAAUCAAGUCUCGUUGAUGAAAUAUUUGAAACUGCUAGAGCACAAAUUUUCAAAGGUGAAAAUGAAACCGGAAUCAACUUAUUGAAUAACUUGUUGUCUGUUUACGAACAAAUUUACGGCAGAGUUCAUCCAGAAACAAGCAAAUUCUAUGGGUUAUUAUCUCAAUAUUAUGCAGAAUUGGGUUUAAAGAGUGAAGCUUGUAAUAUUGCCCGUAAGGCUUGUAUUUUAGCUGAAAGAACUACUGGUUUUGACUCCUAUGAAAGUAUUACUGCUUACAUCAAUUCAGCAUUCUUCGAAAGUACAAAUGAUGACUACAUAAAUGCCUUGAACUUGUAUAAUAAGGCUAUAAAUGACUGGACCCUUGUUUAUGGUGAUGGUCAUCCAUCCUCUGUCAACACGUAUGCUAACUUGGCUGAACUUUUGUCAGAACAUAAGUUAUACCAGCAAGCUAAUAAAUUAUUUGAAAAGGCUAUUUCCAUUUCGACUAAAUUAAAUGGAGAGGAAUCUCAAAUCUGUGGUAUGCUUAGAUACAGAUACGGUGGUACUUUAUUAGGAGGUGGUGAUUUUAAAUCUGCUUUAGAUCAGUUUAAGUCAGCCAAUGAUAUCUUCACUAAAUUCAUUGGUCCUGAUGACCAACUUUCAAAGAAAUCUUUAAGUUUUGUCACCAAUAUAUCUACUUAUUUGGCUUACAAUGAGCAUCAAAAGUCGGAACAAAAGAAAGCUCUUGCUCAACAGGCAAGCGCAUCUAAUGGAAAAAUCAAAGCAAAAUCUGCUGUUGAACAACAAUUGAAGAGCAGUAAGAAGGGAAAGAAAAAUGAUGCAACUCAACCUAAUCCUGAAAUAGCUUCGAAAUCUGUUGAUGAUAUCUUGCAAUAUAUUGAAGGAAAGAACCCUAAAAAGCAAUUAAAGAAAAAAACAAGUAAUAAAAAAUCCAAAAAAUGA
Messenger RNA from Debaryomyces tyrocola, 3963 nucleotides. Lineage: Eukaryota; Fungi; Ascomycota; Pichiomycetes; Serinales; Debaryomycetaceae. The record is from the annotation of a GenBank genome assembly.